GAUGGAGAGGUGGAUGCUGAAGAACUGCAAAGGUGUUUAACACAGACUGGGGUACAUGGGACAUACAAACCUUUCAGUUUAGAGACCUGCAGAAUCAUGAUCGCCAUGUUGGAUAGAGAUAUGACUGGGAAAAUGGGCUUCAAUGAGUUCAAAGAGCUGUGGGUAGCGUUGAACGGUUGGAAACAGAACUUCAUGAUGUACGACCAGGACAAGAGUGGGACUGUGGAGCCUCUGGAGCUUGGCCAAGCGAUCGUAUCAAUGGGAUACCGGCUAAGUCCUCAAGCUAUCAGUGGGAUUAUAAAACGCUACUGCAAGGACGGAAAGACUUAUUUUGAUGACUAUGUUGCCUGCUGUGUGAAAUUAAGAGCAGUUACAGAUGCUUUCAGACGAAGAGACAGUCUGCAGCAAGGCUAUGUGAAUUUUGGCUAUGAUGAUUUUAUCCAAUGCACCAUGUCCAUUUAAGCACCAAGUGGCAGCCGCUAUUCAGAGACUGAUGAUGGAUUGAAACCAGUGAUUUAUAUUGCUCUGAGGAGAGACGGAACCUGCUCAAACUGCAUACUCGUUUAGUCGUUUUGUACAUUUUUCUUUUUUUAUGUAAAAUAAAAAAGGAAGUGGGAUUUUAUGAUGUGUACACAAUUUGUUAUGCUGUCACUUGCCAAAUUGCUUUUACUAGCUUGCACCAUAUUAGUUUACAGGUAAAUAGCUUUGCUGCUGUUGCACCUCUAGGAAUUUUGUGUAGUUUAUUACAAACGUUUUAGGUUUUUAGAUGCCAACUAUUACUGUAGUGUAUGAUGUAACCAAAUUAAUAUGAAUCAAUUUUGUGAACAAAACGUCACUUUGCAUUUGACUGGCACUUCCAUUUGCAGUUUUUUUAAAAAAUCAAUUUUAUAUUUUUUCCACAUUUUCAUACUGCUUUUUCACCAUGUAAUGAGAAUCUUUUCCUUUCUAGUUAAUGCUGGAUACAUUGUCAUUGCAAUAAAAUAAAAUU
This is a messenger RNA of Callorhinchus milii (elephant shark), 988 nucleotides long. RefSeq names its product grancalcin (gene gca). The record is from RefSeq and is marked provisional. Lineage: Eukaryota; Metazoa; Chordata; Chondrichthyes; Chimaeriformes; Callorhinchidae. Gene Ontology annotation, molecular function: calcium ion binding.